AUGAAUGCAAAUUACAGAAAAAUCUUUGAAGAUGAAAAUUUGGACGAAGAAACGAAGGCAGCACAGAAGGAGGAGAUGGAAAGGAAACAGCGUCUACUUGAAAUUCAGGAGAAACUUCGACAGCAGGCAAUGGAAUUGAGGGCCCAGCGAGAAAAAGAGAUGACUACACAGAAGGAGUUGGCAGCAAGUUUGGGCUCAGGAGAUUCAUCAGUGGCCGGCAACAUGUUGAAGAAGGAUAUUGGAUCUGCUUCACUGAAAUCAUUGCUUGAAGAUAAAUCUGAUUCUUCAUCUAAUAUAACGAACUUAUUAGGACCAGGAAAAAGUCUUCUAAUCAAUAAACAGCCAAAACCGCCAGAUGUUGUGGAGAUAUCUAGCUCAUCAGACGACGAGAAUGAAGAGGAUGACGAUGAUUUGAUAGUCAUGUCAGAGGAGGAGGAGGAAGAUGAUGGCACUGACGACACAGAAAACAGUGGAAGUCAUGUGAAUGAUGCAAUGAACAGGCCGGACUCCAAUGGUUGUGUCCUGGUUAAUGUGGGCCACCCGCCAGACGAACCCGACAUUUUUCUUGCUCCUCAAUUGGCCAGUGCUGUCAAGCCACAUCAGAUAGGAGGCAUCAGGUUCAUGUACGAUAACGUCGUCGAAUCCAUUGGACGUUACAAGACCAGCAAUGGUUUUGGUUGCAUUCUUGCACAUAGUAUGGGGCUUGGAAAAACAAUACAGGUAAUUUCAUUCGUCGACAUCUUCCUGAGGCACACAGGAGCCAGGUCGGUCCUUGUCAUCGUCCCCGUCAAUACCCUGCAGAACUGGAUCAAUGAGUUCAACAUGUGGUUGCCAGUGGUCGAGGAGGACGGUAACUACAUGGGAGGCAUAGAUAGGGAGAUACUGUGGCCUCGUGAGUUCAAACUCUAUGUCAUUAAUGACAAUCUCAAGACCACUAACAGUAGAACAAAGAUUGUUGCGGACUGGCACGAGACAGGUGGCGUGUUGUUGUUGGGGUACGAGAUGUAUCGUCUGCUCAUCAAAACCAGAGGAGUUCCUGCAAAGUCCCGCAAGGCAGCCAAGAAAACAAGCGCCGAACCCGUCGUCAUCGACGUCGAUGAAGAAGAAGUUAACAAGGAGAUUGUGAAAAAUCUCCAUGAAGCUCUCAUGCGACCUGGACCCGACCUUGUCGUUUGUGAUGAAGGUCACCGCAUCAAGAACAGUCAUGCCAGCAUAUCACAAGUCCUCAAGAAUAUCAGAACCAGGCGCAGAAUAGUGUUGACCGGCUACCCCUUACAAAACAACCUCUUAGAGUACUGGUGCAUGGUUGACUUUGUGAGGCCCAACUACCUGGGAACCAAGCAGGAAUUUUGCAACAUGUUUGAAAGACCUAUCAUGAAUGGACAGUGUGCUGAUAGCACACCAAAGGAUGUCAAGUUGAUGAGAUUCAGAGCUCACGUACUGCAUAGUUUGCUAGAAGGAUUCGUUCAAAGACGUGGCCAUGCAGUACUUCAAGCAGCUCUACCACAAAAGGAAGAGUAUGUAAUUUUUGUUCGACUCUCUCCCAUUCAAAGAAAGCUGUACAAUGAGUUCAUGUCUGCUAUCAAGGACAGUGGCAGUCUCACUAGUUGGACUAAUUCCAACAAUCCCAUCAAGGCUUUUUCCGUCUGCUGCAAGAUAUGGAACCAUCCCGACAUUCUAUUCCAAGUACUGGAACAACGCAAAGACGAUAACGACCUUGACCUUGAUGAGGCAAAAGUCAACAACACUGACAUCAUGGCUCCUCCCACACCGACCACCAACAAGAGAACCAGCAAGAGAAGUAGCAGCAGGCUAACUAGUUCUGCUUCAUGCAGCAGCAUAGCCAGCAACUACAGUUGCCAUAGUAACGCCAGUAGCAGUAGCUCUUACAGUAACAGUAAUAAUAGUUACAACAACAAUAAUUACAACAACAACAAUUUUAAUAGUUUCAAUGACAUGGGCUAUGGCAAUAAUGGUGGCAUGGGUAUGGGAGGAAUGCACAUGUACGACAACAUGAACUCACAUCACCACUACAACAGCAACAACAACAUGAUGAUGGGCAGCCAUAGCAACAACCAUAACAUCAUCAACAACAAUCUCUGCAUGGCUAACAUGAGCAUCAACAACAAUUUCAAUAGCAUCUACAACAACUACAACAACUUUAUCAACAACAACAAUAAUAAUAAUAACAACAACUUCAACAACAAUAACAUGAAUGGCAAUAUGAACAGUAAUAUGAACAACAGCAUGAACAAUGGCAUCAACAAUAUUAAUCAACAGGAUAACUCAGUUAAUGCUGCCAACAUCAGUAACAUGAAUAACAUUUCAAACAACCCAUUUGCCAACCAAUCUGAUAAUGUCACAAGCUCCAAUGCUAUAACUACCACUGCCAACUCCUUUGUCAACACUUCUGCUAAUACUCCAGUUACCACAGCCACUACUACUUCUGCUGCUGCUGCUACUUCUAAUACAACCAAUACUACAACUACCUCCACUACAAGUACUUCUUCAGAAGCUGCCACAGAUGCUGACAAAAAAGCUGAAAAUGCAAGUGAGGUUGUAAAAGAAGGUCAGAGCACCUCUUCAACUAAUGAGAAGAAAGAAUCUCAAGUCAUCAGUUAUGAUUGGGUAAAAUAA
Molecule: messenger RNA, 2637 nt
Organism: Helobdella robusta
Lineage: Eukaryota; Metazoa; Annelida; Clitellata; Rhynchobdellida; Glossiphoniidae
Exons: 9
Coding region: 1-2637 (878 amino acids)
Cellular component (GO): nucleus
Molecular function (GO): ATP hydrolysis activity; ATP-dependent chromatin remodeler activity; ATP binding
Source: RefSeq, a predicted model, not a curated record